AUGGAACAAUCAAUUGAUGCAAAUUUAUAUUUAACUACGAUUGAACAUUUAAGUAGUAAUGAUACAUUAGAGCUAAUAUCACAUUUUAAUAGUUUGAAGAAUACAACUGGCCAAUAUCCAGAUUUAAAAUAUACAAAUCAAUAUAAUAUACUCAAUUUAUUAUUAAUUUAUACCUUGCCAUGUAAUAUUCAAUGGAAUAUAGUCAUUGAAUUAGCCAAAUCUAUCAUAUACAACGAUAUAGAAGUAGAAGAUGUUGAAUUUGAAAAUAGAAUAGAGAUCAAGAACCCAGUGUCGUUAUUUAAAACAGCUGAUGAUUUAAUAAUUGAUACUAAUUCACAAGCUCAAUUGCUUGGAUUCAAACCAGGUGAUAAAAAUGAUAAAUUAUUAUUUAGAUUUGUACAAGCUAAGAUCCUUCAAUUAUCUUCUUAUUUUAAUGAUGUUAAGGAUAUUGAAUUAUUAUUUUCAAAUAUUGAAUUUGAAGAAUUUAAUAAUUGGUAUAUUUGUAUUAUUCAACCUUUUGAUUAUUAUUGGUCACAUAUUGGAAAAACAACACUUAAUGACUAUUUAAAAUCUGACCCCACUGAAAAGUUUGAAAUUUUAGUAGAGCCAUUUAAUGAAGUACAUAAUUUAGGGAACUGGAUUAAAUUUGUAAUUAUUCCAUCUUUGAAGUAUAGUUCUGCAUUUGAUACAUUAAUAGAGUACUUGUUUAAUACUGAUUUUGGAAUAGUUAAGAAAUACGAAGUUUGGAAAUUGGUUAUUUCUGCAUUAAUUGAUAAUUUUCAAUUAAAAGAUUUUGAAAAAUUAGUAGAAUAUUGGUUAUCAGCUGUUUAUUAUUACAGUUUUAAAGAAUCUGAAAUUGCAUCUAUUGAAAUCAUUAGGACAUAUGAUUUGAUUAAGGAGACAUUGAACUUAUUCGAUAAGAAAAAAUCAACCAAAUUAGAAAUUAGAUUUGCAGACGUACUUACUGAUUUCAGUGGGUUUAGAAAAGAGGGAAAUCCAUUAUCACCAUUAUUUAAAGUUGAAAAUAUGGGAUUCUUGAAUGAUGCAAUUGAUACAUGUCGAAAAUUAUAUCCAAUUAAUAAACUCACACUAGCCAAUUAUUUAAAAUUCAAAUUUAAUCCACUAGAAAUAGAUACUCAAGCUGAAGUUUCAAAGUUCUUAUCCAAUGUUACAGUUUCUAAUUUUGAUACGUUAAUGACAUCAGUUAAGACAUUCCAAUCACAAUUCAUAUCUGAUUCAGAAACGCCAAUAAUUGAAAAAACAAUAUUACAAAACCUACUCAAUUCCAAUCUAUUUACAAUAAUAAACGAAAUGAUAGAAACUAAUAAAUUCAGCAUAUCAAGUAAUGAAAUAUUCACGAUCGUAUUGGAUAAAUUCUGGAGUUUUUACAAUGAAGCCACGAAUUUAAAUGAGAAAAUAGGUCAUUUACAUGAAUCAAAACAAUGUCUAGAUAUAUUAUCCCACUUGACUAACCUAGAAAAAUCAAACCAAGAUGAAAUAAUACGCCUCAAGCACCUAUUUAAAGCUAUAAACUCAGUGAAAAAUUUCAAAAUUGUAAUUAAUAAAACACCAUUAACACCUUCAAAACUCCUAUCAUUCAAAUCAAACGUCUUGAAAUUAGUUACUACCAUAUUGGAACAGAAUCCGAAAUCAUAUCUUGCAUUUGAAAAAUUAUUUCGAAUUACAAAUGAUCUAAUUCUUUAUUCCAAUACUACAGAGGAUGUAUUUAAUAGUUUGAAAACAUUAGUUAUUGAAUCUGCAUUAAUUGAUGAUAAUUUCACAUAUGCAUAUACUUCAUCAAUUGAAUUAUUCGAGAACUUGAAAGAUGAAGAUAAUUUAUGGCUUACAUUUUAUCAAGUUGGGAAAUUCCAAUCACCCAACUGGAGUAUCGAGCCUAUAGACGUUUUAAUAAAACAAAGAGAAAUAUUGAGUUUAAUGAUACAGAAGCUAAAUUUGGGUGUUAAUGUUAAAAUUGUUUUGAAUCAAUGGAAUUUAGUAAAUGAUAAAAUUGAAAAGAGAAUAAGUGUGGAUGAUGAGAUUGAGGAGGAGGAGGAUGCUUAUUCCAGUCGUCAAUUAAACAAUAUUUCAAAUUUAGCUAAUGAUAUUAUUUCCGAUGCUACUAAUUCUACUAAUAAUGCUGGUGAAAAGAUUUCAAAUUUGUUUGUUCAUGGUUUGGGUUGGGCUAUUGGUGCUAAUAGGUAA
Messenger RNA from Insectozyma verbasci, 2202 nucleotides. Lineage: Eukaryota; Fungi; Ascomycota; Pichiomycetes; Serinales; Debaryomycetaceae. The record is from the annotation of a GenBank genome assembly.